Molecule: messenger RNA, 2139 nt
Organism: Aspergillus alliaceus
Lineage: Eukaryota; Fungi; Ascomycota; Eurotiomycetes; Eurotiales; Aspergillaceae
Product: ChAPs family protein
Exons: 7
Coding region: 106-2139 (677 amino acids)
Biological process (GO): Golgi to plasma membrane transport
Cellular component (GO): exomer complex
Molecular function (GO): protein binding
Source: RefSeq, a predicted model, not a curated record
CUGCGCCAUCUGUCCUUUAAACACGAUUUAUGAGUCGCUUCUAGUCCUUGGAGCCUUCUGUUACUCUGCCUUGAUUUAAGUUCGGCCUGCGCUUCUCCAUGCGCCAUGGUUGCGCCCGCUGUCCCAGAGCUCUACGAAGAGGAUGACCUCUUUGCCGCUGUCGAUGCACGAACUGAAUCUUUACAAAAUCUGCGGGAAUUAGGUCCCCCGGACUUGGUAUAUUUGGUCAAACAACCGAAGACCAACUCAACUCGUCAGACUGGAGUCUAUCAUCAUGUCACCGGAAUCGAUGCUUCAUCAUCCGCUAGCUUGGCCGCCUAUGUAAAUACGCUAACCUUCUCCCCUCUCGAUAAGACACACAAAGUGGUUUCAGGGAUCUACUGUUGCUACAAUGCCUUCUCCCACCUUGACAUGCGCGUUGAAGUGAAAAUCCCCGGCAGUCUCGAGAGCUACUGCAUCGACGAGCGCGGAGAUAAGCGUGUUGCAACGGACGCCCUAUGGCUCGAGACGUUUUUGUGCGGAGUUCUGCGAGCCUAUACCUAUGCAGAUGACGGUAGCGGAGACGCAAUCCGAAAGAUCAUCGGCGUGCGUCGGUUCAACCCGGUGACAAACACAGAGAUGGAACACAAAUUCCUAGAUGCUGCAGAACGGCUCUUCUUCUUGGGCAGGCAGCUCAGCUCCGACCCUGAGACGCAAGUUCCAAACACUGUCAGCAAUCAUCUGACCUCGGGCCUUUUGAAGUACAUUCGGACAACAGGCCGCUACACAUCUGGAAUAAAUCUUCUAGAGAAGCUACGCAUACGGGAUGUCGAGAUCUCUUCGCUCCUUGCCCGAGUUCUCAUAAUGGCAGACGAGGAGGUACAAGCGGUACGGCUGAUGUACGACUCUUUGCAGGACGUUCCCAUGGACUAUGCAUUGCUCGACUGCCAGGCAGCCUUCUGUCAGAGUAAGGGGGAGGGAGAAAUGGCUCUGGAAUGCGCCAAGCGAGCUGUGACCGCUGCGCCGAGCGAAUUCAGCACUUGGGCGCGACUAGCCGAAGUAUAUGUGGGCUUGGAACAAUGGGACCUGGCGCUUUUGACGCUGAAUUCAUGUCCGAUGUUUACGUACCAAGAUAAGGACACCCCUCGUAUGCCGCCCGCGUCACGCAUCAUGCUCCCUAUUCUUGCAGAGAGCCAGCUGGAUGAGAUUGAUGAGGGUCAGCCAAAGCAGGGAGACCCACACGACUAUGUCCACCCGUCGCUGCGCAGACUGCACGCUGCCGCAUACCAAGGGACGUUCCUCAAGGCGUAUAAUCUCUUAACCAAGAUUGCUUCCGCGAUUGGCUGGGAUCAGCUACUGAAGAUUCGCAGUGAAGUGUUUGUCAUGGAAGAGGAGUACCGGGUCGAAAGGCAACAUUCAACAUCGAAGCCUGCACGUCGCAGCACUUCUAUAGCGACUAACGGGGAUGGGGAACAUGAAAACGGCACCAAUGAUGAGGGAGACAGCGCAAACCCAGAGGACACCCCUAACGGAAACCAGGAGGAGCAAGCUGGUAACUCUAUCGAAAAGCCGGAGCAAACGAUGGCCUCCGAGGUUGUAAAGUCCGGUAAUGAAGAACCCGACCCGUCGCAUUCAUCAUACGCAGAGUUCCGCAACAAGCGUCUCUGCGAAAGGUGGCUUGACAACCUCUUCAUGGUUCUCUAUGAGGAUCUUCGCAUUUACACCAUCUGGCGCACAGAGAUGGCUCAGUACCGCCAACAGGCCAUUGAGUAUAAGAAGUCUGCGACGGAGUGGGAGAUCCUGGGUGAGUUGGCAGAGCGACUACAUCACUUUGAUGAGGGAAUCGAAGCCUAUCAACACUGCCUGGCCAUUCGGUUCUCUCCUAAGGCUAUGCGAGGUAUUCUGAAGCUGUACGAGAGUAAAAAUGAUACUAGAGGAAUGCUAGGUGCAUUGAUUAGACUCAUUGCCUGGCAGUACCGCUGGUACUCCGAGUUCUCCCCUGAUUUGCUCUAUCUGAUCCGCAAACUCAUAGAGGAGGAAGGUGCCGUUAAGGUGCGCAGCAUUGUCCAGGCGACCAACCUGCCACAGCCCGUGCUUGACCUCACCCAUCAGUAUUGUCAACUUUGUGCCACCUUCCGUAGCAGCGGCAGUGAUGGCUAA